AAAAAAGGCAACCGCCUGACGAGCGCCGACUCGAUGGGCCGAGAACCGGCAACGAUGGUCGCGAGUCCGACUGCGUCUGAGCUCAACAACGAGAGCGCCGCCGAGUGGGCGACGUGUUCCAACUGCAGCGAGCAAACCGUCGUGCGCCCGUGUCCCGCGCGCUGCGGCCGGGCAGCGUACUGCUCGUCUCUCUGUCUUGUGCACCACAAGACACUGCACCGGUCGUUUUGCCGGCCCACGAUCGCCCCCACCGUCGUGACGAAAGACGCCGACGACGUGCUUGUCGAGACGGACAACAACGUCGAGACGAACGAGGUCGAGGACGAGGAUGACAUGCCACUGCUCGACAUGCUGCAGGUGGCCGAGAAGCCCCCGGCCUUUCUCAAAAAGACCUUCUCAAGUCUCUUUCUGUUGCCGUCGAAACUCAAAAAGUUACUGCCCUCUGACGAGGCCAUUGCCCCCGAGAGCUUCUCCGAGGACGCGCCUGCGAUCCCGUUCACGUACCACCACGUGUGCAGCCCGCGCGCCAACUUGUCGGAGCCAUGGUCCCGCUUCAGCGCCGACUUCAACAUGCUCAAAUUCUACGUGCACCAGUCCGGACCGGCUGGCUUGCAGCUCGAGGUCGGGACCGACGGCGGGCUCAUCGUGAUCGGUAUCUCCCGCCCGCUGGUCUGGGCCAUGGGCAUUCGGCCCGGCGACCAACUGGACCGCAUCGGUGGCAUGUCGACGUCCGGCCUCGCCCCGGACGAAGCGUUCCGGUGUCUCUACCGCGCCGACCUUCCGACGGUGCUUCGGUUCAAAGCGACCGCGCGCGUGCAGCGCGAGACGUGGACCAUUUUGCUGCAAGAUCGGCUCGGGGUCACAUUUGCCGGCGACGGUCGGCUCGACAUCCCGGUCGUCGACCGAGUGGUGGCGCGGACGGACGAGUCGCCGCAGGUCGGGGACCUCCUCGUGCUGGUCAACGAUGUCUACGACGCGGUUGCCCACGGCCUGAGUGCGACCUUGCGCUACAUCCACGAGAGCCCGCGACCUGUCGCUUUGACGUUCCAGCGCCUCCUCAGCGACGCCGCGCCCAUGCCGCGCCCGCCGAGCGAGCCGGCUCUUCUCACCGAACGCGAGCUAAGCGACGUGGCGACCGAGAUUCAACCGUCGUCGACACGGACGCUAUGUGCCACGACACUGUCGUCGGCGUCGGGCAACGUCGUCUUGGUCUGGCGCGACGGCUUCCUCGGCGUGACGCUGCUCGAGGACCCGGCGUUGGGGCUACCCGCCGUGCACCGGCUCACGGGAAAAGGCCAGACGCCGCUGGUUGGUCAGCUCGGGUCGGGCUACACGCUCGUCUCGGUCAACGGCGAUGCGCUGCUUCCGCACUGCAUGGUGGCCAAUUGCGCGCGGCUGGCAUCGGCGCCAAAGCCCGUGCUCCUGCUGUUUGCACCGCCGCGCAAGCAGCGCCUGCUCCGUGCUGCGUCGCUCCUCGAUGGUCCGUCCGCGCGCCUCAACCGCAGCUUUGCGAGGGCGCUCUGUACACCGCGCGCGUCCGAGUACGAGGUACUCUGGUCAUCGCCGCCGCUCGGGCUCGUGUUGUACUACCCGAAGCAUUCGCCGGCCAAGACGCCGUGCGUCAAGCGCGUCAAGCCCCACUGCGCGCUCACCUUGCCGGCCUCGGCGGACGGCCAUCAGCUUGUCGCUGUCAACAACAUUGCAACCUCUGGGCUUGCGUCGACCGACCUCACGCGGCUGCUGCACAGCGCCGGGUUCCCCAUCGUACUUCGCUUUCGGAGUGGCGACAACGAGUCGUCGUCGCCGCCGUCGAACCGCAUCUCGGACAGCGACGCCGCCAGCUCCAUCUUGGAGUUGGACGCGACGCACCGCAUCGUGUGGCGGGAUGGCGACCUCGGCCUCACGUUUGCACCGAGCGCCGCGGGACCGGUCGUCAAGCGCGUCGGCAGCUGCUCGCAGCGCGUCCGUGUCGGCGACAUUCUCUUGCACAUCAAUUCCAAGCCGGUGCCGAUGGACGAACCGUUCAGCGACACGAUGGCGAGGCUUGUCGCGAUGCCCAAGCCCAUCGUCUUGGGCUUCACGCAGGCACCGCCGGACGAACGCGGCUCCAGCGAAUCGCUUUAAGCGUAUUCGAAUAUCAAUAUUUCAACUCGAUAUUUUCACACUA
Messenger RNA from Saprolegnia diclina VS20, 2167 nucleotides. RefSeq lists its product as hypothetical. The transcript has 2 exons. NCBI's taxonomy places the organism in Eukaryota, Oomycota, Saprolegniomycetes, Saprolegniales, Saprolegniaceae. Gene Ontology annotation, molecular function: protein binding. Bases 34 to 2124 code for a protein of 696 amino acids. The record is from RefSeq and is a predicted model, not a curated record.